This is a messenger RNA of Thunnus maccoyii (southern bluefin tuna), 855 nucleotides long. RefSeq names its product anionic trypsin-1-like. The transcript has 6 exons. Gene Ontology annotation, molecular function: serine-type endopeptidase activity. The record is from RefSeq and is a predicted model, not a curated record. NCBI's taxonomy places the organism in Eukaryota, Metazoa, Chordata, Actinopteri, Scombriformes, Scombridae. Bases 5 to 724 code for a protein of 239 amino acids. Gene Ontology annotation, biological process: proteolysis.
CGCAAUGUUGUUCCUCAUUUUUCUUGUGUUGGUGGCUACCAAUGCUGCCCUCGGCUUUGAUGAUACGAUCUAUGGCAGCUAUGAGUGCAGGCCUCACUCCGUCCCCUGGCAGGUGUCACUCAACAACGGCUGGCACUAUUGCGGAGGAGCCCUGAUCAGUGACCGCUGGGUCGUCAGUGCUGCACACUGCUUCAAAGGUGAGGACAUUGAGCUGCGUCUGGGUGAGCACCACAUCGGCAACAAGGACGGCCCUGAGCAGUUUAUUGCUCCGGCUGUCAUCAUCCCCCACCCAGAGUACGACCGUUACACCAACAACAAUGACAUCAUGCUAAUCAAACUUGCUGAGCCAGCAAAGUUUGAUAAGUAUGUCCAGCCCAUUGCCCUGCCUAGCAGCUGUGUCUCUGCAGAAUACCAGUGGUGUGUGAUUUCUGGCUGGGGAGUCACCAACGGUCCCUUUGAUUGUCUGGAAUGCCUGCACUGCGUGGAUGUGCCCACCAUUCCCCAGGAGCACUGUGGGUUCUCCUCCUCUCUGUUCUGCACCGCCGUCCUUGAGCGAGGAAAGGGCUCCUGCCAGGGAGAUUCUGGCGGCCCUGUGGUGUGUAAUGGGGAGCUCCACGGUGUGGUGUCCUUGGGGUGGGGCUGUGCUGGGGCAAAUAUGGUUGGGGUUCACACCAAGGUCUGCAAGUUUACUGACUGGAUUCAGUCCACUAUAGCUUCUCACUGAAGUCCUUCUGUAGAGGAGAGAUCGACUCCGCCUGCUGCUGCUGUUCAUUUCAUGUCAACGCAAUGACUCUGCAUUAUAUGAGGACAUAUCUAUACAGUUUACAGAACGUGACUUCUUGGACUGUUUGUGGA